CUCAGUCGAGCCAAGGCAACCAUGAGCUGGAGCUGGAGCUUUGCGAAGGCCAGCAGCCUCGCCGUCCUCCUCAUGCUGGCUCUCGCGCUCCAACAGCUCGAGGCAGACAUGUCAAUGUCGUGCUCCGGCAUGCUCUCCGACUUGUCUCCGUGCCUCGGGUUUCUGCAGGGCGAGGAGGACUACCCCUCGGCCGACUGCUGCGACGGCGCGUCCAGCCUCGUGGCGGCCACGGCCACCACGGCCGACCGGCAGGAGGCGUACGAGUGCCUCAAGUCGGCCGCGGGAGAGGGCAGCGCCGAGGCGACUGCUGCGCGCGACUUGCCGGCCGACUGCGGCCUCUCCCUGCCGUUCACCAUCGCUCCCGACGUCGACUGUUCCCACGGCAGAGCACCGAGAACGGACGUUUGGUGGCCGAGCUGCCUGCAGGCCGGAAUCUCGCGCGUGCAGUAUUAGCGCUGCGAUGUGUGCGUGCCUAUUGUCUCGCGGGUAUACGGUAGAUAGUAAAUGCAAAUACAUUUGUGCCGUCGGCUGAUGUGCUAGCGCUGUACGUGGGCCUCCAGUGUGCGGGAUACGCAAGCACGUCAUGUGCUGCUGGGCUAAUUUGUAAGUAGCACAUGUAGCUUUGGAGCAACUAAUUAACGAGUGCUUCUUUCGGAUCGCGCGCUCUCAGUCAUUCGUCACGUGUUGCGUUUUUUGCGCUUCCUUUAGAUUUUAUUUUUUUAUUUUUCCGCAUGCGUUUUCGGCUUUUUAAACGGGUUUUUUUUCGGUUUUUUUUACAUUUUGAUUUUCUACUGGUCUUCCUUAGCUUUUAGAUCAAAAAAAUUCGAAAAAAAACUUUUGUGCAAAAAAUACGUGUUUUUUUCUUUC
This is a messenger RNA of Triticum dicoccoides, 867 nucleotides long. Its product is annotated as non-specific lipid-transfer protein 4.1-like. The record is from RefSeq and is a predicted model, not a curated record. Gene Ontology annotation, biological process: lipid transport. NCBI's taxonomy places the organism in Eukaryota, Viridiplantae, Streptophyta, Magnoliopsida, Poales, Poaceae. Gene Ontology annotation, molecular function: lipid binding. The coding region runs from base 22 to 453 and encodes 143 amino acids. The transcript is spliced from 2 exons.